Messenger RNA from Anopheles funestus (African malaria mosquito), 841 nucleotides. Its product is annotated as troponin C, isoallergen Bla g 6.0101-like. Gene Ontology annotation, molecular function: calcium ion binding; enzyme regulator activity. The record is from RefSeq and is a predicted model, not a curated record. Bases 121 to 585 code for a protein of 154 amino acids. The transcript has 4 exons. NCBI's taxonomy places the organism in Eukaryota, Metazoa, Arthropoda, Insecta, Diptera, Culicidae.
UACAAAAAGGACCACCACCAGUGGCAGGCCCGGUUAGUCUAUCCACAGCCAUUUCACGAGGACGUGUGUGGUAAUUGUUAUUGUUUUGGAUCGUCUGAUCGUCUCGUUUAUCGCAUCAACAUGAAUAAAACGGAGCUAAGCAAGGAUCAAAUGAAAAUCCUGAAGGAAGCGUUCGAAGCAUUCGACAUCGAGAAGAAGAAUUGCAUCUCGGUGGAGGUAGUGGGCACUAUUUUGGAGCUGCUCGGGCACACCCUUACGGAGGAAGAGCUGACCGAGGUGAUGGAGGAGUACGAUGUGGACGAUUCGGGUCAGAUUGAGUUUGAAGAGUUUCUGGAACUAGCGUCGAACUUUGUGGAACCAGAGGAGGAUUACGAUGCGUUGCGAGCCGAGCUUCGUGAAGUGUUUAUGAUGUACGACAAGAAUGGAACGGGUUUCAUUCCGGUCGAGAUAUUCAAAAAGAUUCUCCAGGAACUGGAUGGUGCUGUGCCGGAGAAUGAAUUGGAUGAUAUCAUCGAUGAAAUUGAUGCGGACGGUUCUGGAACGGUAGAUUUUGAAGAAUUCAUGGAGGUGAUGACUGGCGAAUAAAGCAAAUAGCAUAUGGAACCCUCAAUAUAAACUUCUCUCAAGCAUUGACGUCCAUCAAUAUGAAGCGUGAGGCAAACAAAGGAUGAUAACAUUACCUCACAUAUAACACUAUUAAGCGCUACAUUGAACAACGUCUGACACGUGAUAUUUAUUCCUCUUAUCGUGUCCGAUCUCAGGGUACCCUUGUCGGAAAAAUGUAUUUAUUUAUCGUUCAUUCAUGCCGACAGGAACACAAUAAAAAGAUAAAAUAAACUUA